Sinocyclocheilus rhinocerous is the source of this 1082-nucleotide messenger RNA. Its product is annotated as calcium/calmodulin-dependent protein kinase II inhibitor 2-like. The record is from RefSeq and is a predicted model, not a curated record. NCBI's taxonomy places the organism in Eukaryota, Metazoa, Chordata, Actinopteri, Cypriniformes, Cyprinidae. The transcript is spliced from 2 exons. Bases 353 to 592 code for a protein of 79 amino acids. Gene Ontology annotation, biological process: negative regulation of protein kinase activity. Gene Ontology annotation, molecular function: calcium-dependent protein kinase inhibitor activity; protein kinase binding.
UUUAACCACUAAACCACAGCACCCAAGAGCUGCAGGCAGCGGUGUGAGGUGGAGGGAGGGGGAUGGAGUUUCUGCUUUGCAGCACCGAGUCUGAGUGUCGUCUCCCUGCUCUCUGAGGGUCCGCGUGUGUGUUUUUGCAUCGCGCUCCUGUUUUGCAUCUACAUCAGUUUUUCCGAAUGACUCCUGCUCAUCGAUAGGAAAAGUGAUAGUGGCUCCCGUAGUAUGAAGGUAAAAUACAGCUGCAUCUGAUCGAGACAGCUGAGAUUCUCGCUCGCCGUUCGGUUGCAGAGCCCGCGGCUCGUUAGUUAUCGAUUCUUCCCGUAUCUCGUGAUCUAUUACUGCGAACGGGAUCAUGUCAGAAGUGCUGCCUUACGAUGAGAACAUCUCUCAUUAUGGUGAUGAUGGAGAUGAAGAGCAGCUAUCCCUCACCUGUCGCCUGCAGAACAACAGCAGUAACUUCUUCAGUGCUGCGCAGAACAAACGAGCUCCGAAACUCGGACAGAUCGGACGCAGUAAGAGAGUUGUCAUAGAAGACGACAGAAUUGAUGAAGUCCUGAACAACGCGGCGGAGAAGUCAUCGGCGGGAGUGUAACGCACAAGGAUGUUGUUAAAGCGGCAGGAAAUCGUGGGUUAUGUGCAUUCUGCGUCGAAAGCACUUUGCAGUCCCUCUUAGUAUGGGUUGAAUUACAUGGUGCGGCAGCAGGCGAGGAGAACGUCCUGCUGCGGGCAUCCAAAUGAAGGAAGUGGGGGUCUGCUUUCUCUCUUUAAGGGCAUGUUUCAUAUCCCUUCUUAUAAAGUGGCAUCCUACACUGGACAAACAAGUCCUGUGUUGUUUAAUACAUGUGGAGUUGGUCUGUAGUGGUCCAGAUUCAGUUUAUAUUGUGAGAGGAAUGCAUUGAUAUCACAAGCACAAAUCCGACAACUUUCAUAGUGUAAUUUGCUGUGAGACUAAGCACUUGGUUUCUCCAUAUCUUGUUGUGCACAAUGAAAGUGUUUUUCACUUUAAAUAUCCUAAUUAUUAUCUCUUGGAUACAUUUUUGUUCUUUUGCCGAGCUGACAGAGUGAGCAGAUGUGUUUUAUAG